Messenger RNA from Corythoichthys intestinalis (scribbled pipefish), 1730 nucleotides. Its product is annotated as gastrula zinc finger protein XlCGF7.1-like. The record is from RefSeq and is a predicted model, not a curated record. The coding region runs from base 170 to 1144 and encodes 324 amino acids. Gene Ontology annotation, cellular component: nucleus. NCBI's taxonomy places the organism in Eukaryota, Metazoa, Chordata, Actinopteri, Syngnathiformes, Syngnathidae. Gene Ontology annotation, molecular function: DNA-binding transcription factor activity, RNA polymerase II-specific. The transcript is spliced from 2 exons. Gene Ontology annotation, biological process: regulation of transcription by RNA polymerase II.
CGUGACGUAGCAACAUCAGUGUACUCAUCAUCAAGUACUUGCUUGUUUCUUAUCCCUUUCUAACCAAACCAAUCGAACUAAUUCAAAGCAUUCUCAUCGGUGUCCCGCAGACGUGACUGUAGAAUAUCAACCAGAGAAGCACGAUCCCCUUAAACAGGAGGAGGAGAAGAUGUCGUGUAUGAAACAGGAGACGGAGCCAGAGACUCCCUUCAUUAAAGAAGAAGAACAGGAAGAUGAAAUCCCCAAGUUUCCAAUGGGUGUUCGUGUGAAAAUAGAAGAAGACGAAGGUCCAAGCGAAGAAGGCGGAUCAGCGAAACAUUCGAGUGACGGCUCAUUUCAACACCUGACAACAAGAAGAGAGAGACGAUCGCAACCGGACAACCUCUUGGCUCCGGUUUCGGACAGCGACGACGUAACAUCACACUCUUCUGACACUGACACUGAUGAGGAGGAUGUUGACUUUGACCAAAAUACUUUGAAAUCCUCAAACAAGUCAUCGUUGAAAAGAGAGAGAAAAACACGCUUUGUUGGGAAACCUUUUCCCUGCUCAAUUUGCGAGAAAAGAUUUUCUUUGAAGACUGAUUUAGUAAAGCAUCAUCGUACACACACUGGAGAAAAGCCAUAUGUCUGCACAUGUUGUGGUAAAGGAUUCACCCAGAGGGGAAAUUUAAACAAACACAUUAGCACACACACUGAAGAGAAGCCUUUUGCCUGCUCCAUUUGUGAUAAAAGGUUUUAUUGUCAGAUUCAGUUAACAAGACACAUAUGUAGACACACUGGAGAGAAGCCUUAUGCCUGCACAUUUUGCGACAAAAGAUUUUCUCAGAAGAUUAUUUUAGAAAGACACACGCGUAUACACACCGGAGAAAAGCCUUUUGUCUGCACAUUUUGUGGAAAAAGAUUCACCGAAAAGGGAAAUUUAAACAAACACACAAGCACACACACUGGAGAGAAGCCUUUCGCCUGCCCCUUUUGUGAGAAAAGAUUCCGUCAGAAGGGAACUUUAAACAGACACAUAACGAUACACACUGGAGAGAAACAUUUUGCCUGCGCACUUUGUGAUAAAACAUUCGCUGAGAAGGGACAUUUAAUAUCGCACUCAAGAAGCCACACUUGGGAAAUAUCUUUGAAUUGCAAUGUGUGACAAAAUACUAAGAUUUCAGCCAAGCAUUAGUAUUCAAUUUCCUUAUCCAGUUUCCAUUGAGCCCCUUUUGAAAAAGUUGUUGAAACGAUUUUGCAGGUCCUGCUCUAUUUCACAACUAUUAAAUUACAUACUGCUUACUAAAGCCCCAUUUAGACUUAUAUCCCGGUAAAUUCCCGUGUAAAAUGGUAAAUGGACAGUACUUAUAUAGCGCAUUUAUCUGCAUGGUUACCAUGCCCAAAGCGCUUUACAUUAGCACACAUUUACCUGUUAACGUACACAUUCACACACCAAUGGGGCUGCUGCCAUGCAAGGUGCUGUCAACCCAUUGGAGGCAAAUCAGGGUUCAGUGCCUUGCCCAAGGGCACUUCGGCAGUGGGCAGUCAUAGCCGGGAAUCGAACCACUAACCCUUUGGUCCAAGGACAACUCCAGCUAUCAACUGCGCCACAGCCGACCAAUGUUUCGGUGAUGCGGGAGUUAGCCGUGUCAUGUCUUUCACACAUGGGGAAAUGUCCCGGAAAUAAACUAGGUGUGUGUCAUUAGAAAAAGUUGUCGAAACGAUUUUGCAGGUCCUGUUGAACUCUCCAA